AAAAAAAAGCAUGUUUAUUCUGAAACACACCGGCAUUGAGAUUUAAUGUGACACGCUGUCAUUCCCUCCUUAUCCAUGUUUAUAGAACAAAACACAGCCUUCCUCACAUCCACUCAUUGGUGUUCAUUGGUGAUGAGUUAACGUUGGAACAACUUUGGGCAACAUGGAUAAAAUCUUCUGUUAUGGUACUUUUCAAUUUGUAUGUAUAUCUGUAUAUAUGGUGGCAUAUGGCUGUCCAUAGAGAAACUGUUAAUGGUUAAUAGCAAAUUAAAUACCCAACAAAUCAAGUUACUUAAAUACAUUAAUGCAAACAAUAUAAAAAUCCCUAUCUGUUAUAAAGCACUUGAUUUGCAGCAUUGCCGUAAAUGGUGUAAUACACCCAAAGAAAUGAAACUGUUAUACACCACGGUAUAAACAAAUGAAUCGCCUCAUGGUAUCGCUGAACUCUGCUGCGAGGUAUUGAGUGUUUACUACCUAAACACAAAAAGACCUUUUGAAGUCUCUGUUGAUUAAUAUACAUUUAACACUGUUAGUAUUUUGAUACCACUUUGUCUGUACGAUAAAUAUGAAGCUGAAAGCAAAGUCCACCUACUAGCAUCUCUAAAGCCCGCUUAUUAACAUGUUACUUCUUGUUUAUGUUUUAUGGGGGCGGGGGUUAUGUGCCAAACCAUUUCUUGGCUGUGAAAAUAAAUAGUCUGACACAUAACCCGCCUUAAGACCACAACGUGUAAUUUUCCCACGUCAAAUUUUGUAUAGAUUUAAACAAAGGACAGAUUAUAAAGACGGAUUUAAAAGCUUUGGAGGUGCUGUAGGCAGAUUCUGUUAUCAUAGUGUUUCCCUUGUUUCCAGUGUUUGUGCUGAGCUAAGCUAAGCAGCUACUGGCUGUAGCCUGACAGAUAUGACAGUGGUAUUGAUCUUCUCAUCUAACUGUCCAACUAUUCCUCUCCAAAUCAAUCAGUUUGGUUCACUCACCAAAUGGCAACUAUUUCGUCUGUCAAGUGUUAUAUCAGUGUCUCUGUGUAACGGCUUCUGUCAUUUAGUCUUUUCCUUUUAAGUAACCUUGACACAUUCAUUAAAAUAAACAACAACUGAUCUACAGAAAGCAGCAGCUCACUGUUUUAUGAUGUAAAAAUACAUUCCUGCAGUCAUCCAGACGCCCCUUUUGUAGCUUGUGACAACAGCAUAAUUAAAACCAAUUCAGCUACUCGUGCUCAAAAGGCUUUUGAUAAAUGAUUGCAGGAAGUGAGUGAGACGUUGUUGUUGAUAAAAAUAUAUUGUAGUUUAUAUUGUCUACCAAGAUGUUUUGAAUUGCACAAGAGCUAAAGGUUUAUAUUAGAUCUACGAAAUAAUUUUGGUUUAUCAAUUCUCCUUCUUCAAUAUGCCACCGUGGUUUAAGAGCUGCUCUGACUUUAAUCAAUUCAUUAAAAAGCAAUUGCUUCUGAACAGUUUGAAAGUGGGUUAAUUGGUCACAACAUGCAGCACAGGCUCUGGUUCAAGUAUACAUUUUGAAUAUAAACUCAAUAUUUAAAGAGUUUGUGAGUCUAGGACUUCCUGCUGCCACUUGAGCCUUACAUCUGUUCACAAUGUCUGAAAUAGUCGGAGUUAUUUAUGUGCAGACACAAGGUGUGUCUGAGACAGCAUGGGUGCUCUGCAACUUUCUCUACCGACUACGGCAACAGACUUUUAAAUAGCUCAACAGCCAUAAUGCAUAUGUUAUCUCACAGGAGCUGCGCUGGUGCAGACCACAUUAAUAUCAGAUGCUUCAUCUUCCACUCAGCAGCACCCACCCUGUCCUAAUUUGACCGAUGUUUAGCAUCAAGGUCAGUGAGUUGCGUGCAAGCAUGUGCCAUGUAAAGCCGUUUGUUUUAGUCCAGCUGUACAACAUUGAGGGUGAUUUCACUCAUUAGGCCCUCACUGUGAUUGUGAGUAUUAUCAGCUGGCGUGGUGAAGGGUUUUCAAUGCAAUACUGCAUGCACGCAGCUCACAGUGUCACAUGACAAAGGACCACCGCACUAGGCAGAAGACAGGAUUAUGUUAGAGAGGAGGUAUGAUUGUAAAGCUGCAGUGAUGGAAGCAGGAGGGGGUGAGGGAGAGAGAGAGAGAGAGAGAGACAGGUUCGAUGUCAGACUGCUGCAGUCACGGCUGGGCAGGGCUUACGGGCUGUCACUCACAUAGGGACACCAUGCCGCAGCCACACUGUGGGGGAGGGGCUGCCUGUGCAGCAGCUCAGGGGUGAGGAGAGGUGGAUUGGAGUGUAUGAAUGUGUGUGUGUGUGGAUGGGUGGGGGUCUGCUCUGCACCAAUCAAGCAUUUUAAGUCAAAGUCGAAGCAGAGAUGUAACAAUAGCAACAUCAGGGCUGUUACUGCUGGCAGCACUGCAAUAUGUCAAAUAUUAAUGUCAGCGGUUCGUGCUGUGAAAAAGCCCAGAGACAAAUAAUUUGGUAUUUACUCUAAGCUGCACAUCGAGUCCGGCCUUACCGGGUCACAGGCCUUUUACAAAAGUGACGUACAGCCUUUUGCCAAUCCAAACCGCCAGUCUGACAUUUCUGCUCUACUUCCUGAGCCAAAUGUGGUUUUCAGUUUGCUCACGGCUCUCAAGGUUCACUGGCUUCCCAUGUCCCAAGGCUAUAUGCAACGUAGCAAAACAACAAUCAUGUAAAUAUGUAAUAUUAGCAAUAAGUAACAUAAUAGUUUGCUUAUUUGCUUUCUGGCAGAGACUUAGAUGAGCAGGUUGAUACCACUCAUAUUUGACCCCUAAAUAUAAGGCUCCAGCUAGCAUCCAGGUAGCUUAGCUUAGCACAAAGAGAGAGAGUAGCUUGCAUGGCACUGUAAAAGGUAACAAAUAAUUAACACAUUUUAUCUUAAAAACUGAAGUUCCCAGACUGUUUCUUGGCUGGGACCAGUUUCCUGGAGUCUCUGCUGGUUGCCUGGCAACUACCAAGAGAUAGUCUGCCACAUAAAACAACAAAUUGUUGUUUUUACACUUCAGAUUAUGUACAGAUUAAACAAACAAAAUACAACAUGCUAAUCAGUGAGCUUUAGAGUUGCUGGUAGGUGUAUUUUGUAGCUGUUGGACGGAGCCGUGCAAGCUGUUUCCCCCUGUUUCCAGUCUUUGUGCUAAGCUAAGCUAAGUGGCUGCUGGCUGUACCCUUUAAGGGAAGAUGUGGUACUGUCUUACCCAACUCUCAGAAAGUGAAUAAGUGCAUUCCCAACAUGUCUAUACCUUUAAAUAAAUAUAUAAAUGUAUUCAAGGGAUAUUGUGGGAUUUUGUGUUUAUACAAGAAUGUUGCAGACUAAUUUGUAAAUAAGAUCUUGACUCAGAUAAACAAGAUAAGCGAAUGCAAAAUACAUCUCAAGCCAAAUCCUCUCUCCUCUUCAUAUUAGGCAUACAUUAGCACUUCAUAUUAUCCAUAGUGCAGCUUUAAUCUGUCUGAUCUACAACAGCAGAUGAGACAGCUAUUUCAAAGGCACAAUACUCUGGUACCAUAAUAUACACGCUGCACAGUCCAUCCUGCAGACCCCACUGUCUGCUCCCUGUUCCAGAAAGCGAGAAAGCUCUAAUGGGAAGCUGAAGUAGUAACUGUUUGUCCCCACCUCACCCUCCUCCUCGCCCUCCUUUCUCUGAGCUCAGAGUAAUUCGUAUUGAUUGUUUUGUGCAACUCGAUACCAAGGUGAUUCACCGGGACUACCAUACAAUCUCAUGUCUCCUCCACCGCUGAUAUUAAGGGUGGGGGGGAGGGAGAAAUGGGGGCGGAUAAUCUUCUGUUGUUCCCUUGGUGGGUCUUAAUGAGAAAUCUUCAGGUGAACAUUUGUUCCUUCAAAACGGCAGACAUGAUAUAGAGCCCGAAUCUAUUAAAAUGACUAGCAGUGGACCACAGACCCUCUGUGCUGUAGUCAUCUUGGAAACACACCAGGCUGUUAGUGAAGAUCCAUCCUUCCUGCUGGCUGUACUAUGGCAAGUGGAGAGGCAGGCCAUUGGGUGCAAUCUGUGUGUGGGAUUAGAUGGUGCUCCACAGGGGUCUCAAUGUCUGUGUCAUCCAUCUGCUGUUGUGUCUGUCUUGUCUUGUCUCUUCCUGUGUCUCUCCUAUUUUUAUGUUCUCUCUGUGUGAUUGGUUGUUAAACGUUUUUUUAUGUAUAUAUAUGUGUGUGUGUGUGUGUGUGUGUGUGAGAGAGAGAAAGCCAGAAGGUGCUUGUUUUUGCAGUUAUGUGUGUCACUUCACUGGUUUGCGUGGGUUUCUCUGUGGUGUCUGUCUGAAUGAAAGUGGUCGCAGGCUUAUCUGGCUCCAUUCUGACCCCUUGCAUUUAUUUCCCAUAGGAGCACACUUCACCAGGCAUCAACACAGCCAUGCUACCUCCUGCCGACACUUUCACCUGGGCGCUCCCCAGGCUCCCAUCUCAGCAGAGUUCCCUCUAGGACACGCCAGCCAGCCGCCUCAGACCGGCCUGGCCACCCACCUGCCCCCGGCACACCAUCCGCCCCUCACUGCCCUGCCCGCACCCCCUCAGUUCCAGGAUGUGCCGGGGCCUCCAUUCCUACCUCAGGCCUUACACCAGCAAUACCUCAUUCAGCAGCAGCUUCUUGAAGCGCAGCACCGCAGGAUUCUCCCGCACUCCAGAAGAACCCAGGAGCGUAUUCCCCUGAACCCUCACCGACUGCGUUCAGGCUAUGAGUACUCCCCUCCCCUUCAUGUCCCCCAGCCAAUGACACAGCAGCAGCAGCGAUACCUGGCCGAAGGCACUGACUGGGAUCUUAGCGUUGAUGCUGGCCUCCCUCACCACCAGUACCAGCUCCAGCAGCUUCCGCAGCACUAUCAGCAUUACCUGGCCUCUCCUCGAAUGCACCACUUCCCCAGGAACACAUCUUCUGCACAAGUGGUUGUGCAUGAAAUCAGAAACUACCCAUACCCACAGCUGCACCUGUUGGCACUGCAAAGUUUGAAUCCUUCGAGGCACGCCACCGCAGUGCGAGAAAGUUAUGAGGAGCUGUUGCAGCUAGAAGACAGGCUGGGGAGUGUCAGCAGAGGAGCUGUUCAGACUACCAUAGAAAGAUUCACCUUUCCACACAAAUACAAGAAGAGAAAGCCCCUGCAGCUGAAGAUUGGGGAGGAGGAGGAAACAGAUGUGGAUGAGAAAUGCACCAUCUGUUUGUCCAUGCUGGAGGAUGGAGAGGACGUCAGGAGAUUGCCCUGCAUGCACCUCUUCCACCAGGGCUGCGUGGACCAAUGGCUGGCCACCAGCAGGAAGUGUCCAAUCUGUCGAGUUGACAUCGAAACACAGCUGAACCCUGACAGCUGAUGAGAUUCAAACUCCCCUCCUUGUCAAUCACCCUCGUGAGGUUCCUGCUUUCUUCCACCCCGGCUUGCCGGCCCUCCCCCCCUUGUUGGGUGCUUUGCCAAAUGUCUCCAGACUUCAUGUGACAUCACCACCCUUCUGACUCACGCUUUACUGAGCCAAGCCAGGAUAACUAACUGAACGAGAGGCCGCAAAAGGACUCUCUUUAUAUAGAAGCACAUCCCUCUGGAGGCAAAAGACACGCAGACACACACACAUACUCAUAUACACAGGGUUUACUUGUAGCUUGCUGGUCGUAAGUGGGGUGUUGUUGCUGUUGUGGUGUUGUACUGUAGGUAGCCCCGGGCUGUGUAGCAUGUCCUCAAAGCCAUGACUUAAUGUCCUGAGAGUGGAAAACACAUAACCCCACACUGAGCUGGCUACUUUCUCUCUUUUUCUCUCUUUCUUUCUAUAUAUAUAAAUAUAUAUAUAUUUCUCUCUUUUCAAACACACUUCAAUCAAAGUGAAUAUUCUGCCACACGAGGAAACUUAACAGAAACUAAAUGCUCUGAUGCCAUGUUUACCUAAAGAUCAUUUGUGGUCAUAGUAGAGUAGCAGUAACCAACAAGUGAUAUCUGGUGUGCUGUCGCCUUCUCGGGGGCAAGCACCAGCUAGCUGAGUGUUUUAAUUCUAUCAUGCAGCUUUGACAUUUUGCAAUACAGUUGUACAUUUACCUUGGGUUGGUGUCAUGUGAGAUGGUGUCAUGUGAGUAGGUCUCUUUCACUGCCGCGGAAAACGAGUGAUCGAGUCGUUCGUGUGUUUUAAAAUUUCAAAAUAGGUAGAAAGUGUUUUUACCAAAAUGCAUUUUUGUCACGGUGUAGCUUGAGCCUGACGCGCAGGCUCACAUGUGUGUGUGAGCUCUGCCCUGCUGUGUGUGACUUAAAGAAUGUGUCUAACAAAUGUGUGGAUGUUCAGAAAGUGCAAAUGUGAGCAUGUUUCAAGGGUUCAAGGCAACACCUGGACGUUAAUUCACUGUAGGUUAAUAGCAUGGCCACUGGAGUGCUUAUACAACACAAAGCCAAAAAAAAAAAGGGAUGAAAAAAGGAAACUAUGGUGCGCUGCAGAGCGAGUGGGAGGAAGAUUUAGCUGCCCUUGUACCCGUGUCUUCAUCUGGCGCGGGGCCAGUGGCAGAACAGUGUGUACUAAAAAUGCAUGUUUCAUCAUUGACUUGGGCUGUUAGCUUUGGUAGCGUUUCUUCAAUUUAAAAAGGUACAGAGAUGGCUUUGCAUGACUUAGUUAAUCUGAGCUGUGACUAUCUUCUCAACACUAACAAACAAAAAAAAAAGAGCACGGUGUCAGUGGCUGCUUCCCUGACUUGUAGCGUGUGUUCAUCCCUGUCCCCUUUGGUGGCAACAAUGGGAUCUUCUUUUUGAUGUUUACCUUAUUGCCUAAAGAACAAGCACAUGUGACAAUAGUUAUAGCAACAAAAGGUUUUUCCUUGGUAUUGCAUUUGCGUUGGUUUAUAUUUAGGUAUAGAUUCAUGCAGUGUUUCAGCAGAGAGAGGAGCUUGCGUAUUGAUCUUGUGUAUUUGUGUGACAGACCUCCCCUCGUGGUUGCUAUGCUGGUUGCUAUGCUGUAUUGCUAGAACAUGUAGAACGUGGUGCGACGGAGGCAGCCUCCCUCUCGCAGUGCACACAGACGUGAGACGGCACAACAGCCGGAAAAACAUUCAGGCUGUUAACAACAAGUCGAACCCCCCUCACUCGCUUCUUGGUCCGACCAGUUUUCACUUCUUUCUUUCUUUUUUUAAAACCGUUUGUGUCGACUUAUCAUUUCAGUUCCACAGGGCUGUGUCUUAAAAGGCUGCCUUUAGGACCCUCACUGUCCUAUGCACUGUGAUAGUAAAGGAUAAGACUUGGCCCAGAGACUCUUUUAGCCUCAGUGGGCCAAGGAUCAAUUAACAAGGAUUACUUCUCCCUGUCUUGUGCACUGCCGGUGUUGACACUGCCUCCUCCUGUAGUGGAGUCAUCUGUGAUGAAGUUUUCAUAGUUUACACAGGGUGUUGUCAGUUGAGAUGCCUUAAGUAUUUAACAAUCAUAAUUUAUUACUAACUGUAGAUAUUGUGGGUAUGUAUUUAAUUUUAUAUAGUUUUUUUUUGGGGGGGGGCAACUGAAUCAUAAUUUAUUUAUUUAGAAAUAACACAAAAAUGCUAUGAAAAAAACUAUUACCUCAUUUUUGCAUUGUUUUAAAUGGGAAUGCUUUGCAUGCAGUUGUACUUUUUUGAAACACUAAAGUUAAAGAAAAAAAAAAGAGCCCUGCUGUUUGAUCUCCACAAGCUGGCUGUGCGAUGUUUACUGUCCAAGGCUGAGCUACUGAGCCCGCUCUCCGUCUUUCUCUCUCUUUCUCGUUCUCUCUCUUUCUCAGUCUCUCUCUCUCUCUCUGUAUUUCUCAGUCUCUCUCAUGUGGUGCUGUGGAUCUUGGUUACAUUCCAUUCAAUGCAAUUUCUCUGAUCCCCCAUGCUGUGAUGUAGUGGACAAACUGCAAUGAAGUGAAUUGGUUUUAGUUUGUGUUAUUAUUAUUUUUGCACUCACUUGUUUUAAAUAUGGGAACCCUCUCACUGGCAAAAAACUUAGUUUAGAUAAUUUAAUAUUAUCACUAAGAACUCUGGCUUUUAUUUUUAAAUGCUCUGCUUCUCACAAUGCACUAUGGGUCUUAAUAAUGAUCAUCUGUGAAGCAUGUUUCUUCGCUUUAACGCUUUGUGUCUAUCUUUAAUUUUCAUCUCUCUGGUGUUUCUCUUCAGUUCCUUUUCCAGAAUAGUUUGUAGAUUUAAGCAUAACAAGUGCCUCGCUUUAAGUGUUAGGAGAUAUUUCCAUAUUACUGAAACCAUUAAUAACAAUCAGUCAAUGAAGCCACCAUGCCUUAUUGGUUGCAUAAUUAAUUAAAGGAAUGAGUUGUGAAGGAGCUAAGACAACAUUUGACAGGUGUGUACAAAAGCCAUUAUCCUCAAAAUUCAAGUCAAGCUGUCCAAAAUAGCUGUUGGUUUGUCGUGCUUGAAGCAUUACGUGUUGUGGAAAUAGUUCUGUAAAAAGGCAUGUUUCACUGUGGGCUUUACAAAUACUACAGAAAUUCUUCCUUAGUUCAUUUCUGUGUUCUGUUUAUCUUCUAUCUCCUUCACCUUUACUCAUUUCUUUUUUUUUUUUUACCGUCCAUCUCUCCUCUCAGACUAUCCUCUGUUUCCUUUCACAGUCUAAAAGGAAGGCAAGGAUUUUAAAGCACAACCUUUUCUAAAAAUGCAUGUUUUCUCAGGUUUCAAUAUAGUCUCAAUGGUUUAAUAGUAUAUGGUGAAAAUAUAUACAAAGAAUAUAACAGGAAAAAAAAAAUAUUCAUUUUGUUGCUGUUUGAAACUGAAAAACAAGGCUGAAGAGAAAAUAUCCCAAAAAGUGCCAGUGAAAGGGCUGCCGCCAUCCUUGUAUGAAAAUCUGCUGUUUAGCUGUGACUGCGCAAUGUUUUUCAAUAUAGGAUAUUUUAUCUGAAAAUAGAACUAUUUAUCAUUAAUAUUAAAGCAAUAGCGCAUUAAUGGUGAUGAGUGUGUUGAUGAAGAAAUGGAUGAGCAUAUUAUGGGUAAAUGUUAGAUUCACAUGUGUAUUUUGUACUUUAUUUAUUAUUACUACUAAUAAUAAUGAUAAUGAUUUCAAAAGUUGCAUUGCUAAACCCAAACUGUUCUGUUUUUUAAUUUUAAUUUUAUUUCAUGGCUUGUAUAUUAUCCUUUUGUAUGUGCUCUUUUUGUAAUAAAUUGGAUAAAAUGGA
Morone saxatilis (striped sea-bass) is the source of this 9077-nucleotide messenger RNA. RefSeq names its product ring finger protein 165a (gene ark2ca). The transcript has 7 exons. Lineage: Eukaryota; Metazoa; Chordata; Actinopteri; Moronidae. The coding region runs from base 4002 to 5294 and encodes 430 amino acids. The record is from RefSeq and is a predicted model, not a curated record. Gene Ontology annotation, molecular function: zinc ion binding; ubiquitin protein ligase activity.